AUGGUCACCGCAAGAGUAUUGUCUGUGAGAGAACUGCCAAAAAGCCAGUGGUUGAAGCAACUCAUGAUCCAGAUUGCACAGUGGCCAUCUCACAAAUUCAUACGGGAAGCAGAGCGGUACUGGAUUCGUCAGGCUCAGAAAGAUAUCAACUUUCAUGACCCUAACAUUCUGAAACUCGACCCAUUCCUUGAUGAAGACGGUGUCUAUCGUGUUGGUGGACGUUUGGACAGAGCACCGUUGUCGUAUGACCUGCGUCAUCCAUACCUUCUCCCGAAGAAGUGCCAUAUCAGUUACCUUCUUGUGCGAGAUAGUCACGUACACGCCGUCCAUGGAGGUUACCUGAGAACAGCUACUGAAGUCCGUAAGAAGUUCUGGAUUAUCGGUGACAUAUCUCUAGCACGACAUGUUGUCCGUAACUGUGUGACAUGCAAGAGGUACAAGGGAAAACCAGUCCAACAAAGAAUGGCUGAUUUGCCAUCGUUUCGAGUAACUCCUUGUGCACCGCCAUUCAAAACUACACUAGUGGAUUAUCUGGGCCCAAUCAACGUGAAACUAAACAGGAAUACCACAACGAAGGGGUACUGUGCACUGUUUACUUGUGCAGUCACCAGGGCCGUCCACCUAACUGUGGUGCAGGACCUUUCUACACAGUCAUUUCUCCAGGCGUUAGAAAGGUUUGUGAGCAUUAGAGGGGCUCCAGCUACAAUGAUUAGUGACAUUCCAAACAUUUCUGAUUAUAAAUCUUGUUUUCGAUAA
Messenger RNA from Lytechinus variegatus (green sea urchin), 756 nucleotides. RefSeq lists its product as uncharacterized. The transcript has a single exon. Gene Ontology annotation, molecular function: nucleic acid binding. Lineage: Eukaryota; Metazoa; Echinodermata; Echinoidea; Temnopleuroida; Toxopneustidae. Bases 1 to 756 code for a protein of 251 amino acids. The record is from RefSeq and is a predicted model, not a curated record.